CUCUCUCUUCAAACACGCAUACAUAUAAAUAAAUCUUAAUCCUUUACCCCGAUUCCUCCAUUUCUGUGUGUAGAAAUUACAAACCCAUCUUCUCCAAUCCUCUGAUUCUUCGAUUCCUUUGGCUCUUUUUUCCUUCUCUCGAUUGCUCUGUUUUUAAUGGCGGUUCUGCCCGUCUCCAUGGAGCGCAACUGCAACUUGGAACUUCGUCUCUCUCCCUCUACUUCUUUCUCCGGCCACGAUUCCGGCGACCAACAGCCCCGCCUUCACCACUUCUUGGGUGAAGAAUCGAGCAAAAAUCCGCAACAGAUGACUAUUUUCUACAAUGGAAGAGUUUGUGUUGGCGAUUUUACAGAGGAACAGGCUAGAGCCAUAAUAAUGCUGGCGACCAGACAUACGAAGGAGGAGAAGACGACAUGUCGUCGACAGACAUUGGAACCGUCGUCGCCGGAGCAGACUAAUUCUGGAGCCGGAGCUGGUUCUGUUUCAGGGAUCUCUAUGAAGAAAUCUUUACAGAGGUUUUUGCAGAAAAGGAAGCAUCGGAUUCAAUCUGCUUCUCCCUACCAUCAUUGAACAUCUAUUGCUCUCCACUCUUUUUUUCUUUUUUUUUCUUUUCAUUUUGUGAUAUUUGAGAUGUAGUGAUGAUGAUGCUAGAGUUGUAAUUGGUAGAAAAAAUAUUUUUCUGGAGUUCUUUCAAUCAAAAAUUUGAAAAGGAAAAAAAGAAAAAGGUUAAUUUUU
Molecule: messenger RNA, 735 nt
Organism: Momordica charantia (bitter melon)
Lineage: Eukaryota; Viridiplantae; Streptophyta; Magnoliopsida; Cucurbitales; Cucurbitaceae
Product: protein TIFY 5A
Biological process (GO): regulation of jasmonic acid mediated signaling pathway; regulation of defense response; response to wounding
Cellular component (GO): nucleus
Source: RefSeq, a predicted model, not a curated record